Molecule: messenger RNA, 2518 nt
Organism: Monomorium pharaonis (pharaoh ant)
Lineage: Eukaryota; Metazoa; Arthropoda; Insecta; Hymenoptera; Formicidae
Gene: snRNP-U1-70K
Product: U1 small nuclear ribonucleoprotein 70 kDa
Biological process (GO): mRNA splicing, via spliceosome
Cellular component (GO): U2-type prespliceosome; U1 snRNP; precatalytic spliceosome
Molecular function (GO): mRNA binding; U1 snRNA binding
Source: RefSeq, a predicted model, not a curated record
GCUGGCAGCAGUGCCGGAGGUAAUCGCCAUUUUGCCCAGUGCUGAGAAAAUGCCUUCGAUGCCGUUUGUUUUACUUAUUUAGUGAAUAGAUUAUUACAGUGUGGUGCGGUGAUUCGCGGCAUCUCAUCAGAAUGACGCAAUUCUUGCCACCGAAUUUGUUAGCGUUAUUCUCACCACGCGAGCCGAUUCCAUAUUUGCCACCUGUCAGCAAACUUCCGCAUGAGAAGAAGAACAGUGGUUACGCCGGCGUCGGGGCCUUCCUCAAGUAUUUCGAGGAUCCUAAAGAUACUCCACCACCUGUGCGUGUAGAGACUCGAGAAGAACGUUUAGAGCGUAGACGAAGAGAACGUGCAGAGCAAGUUGCAUAUAAACUUGAACAAGAAAUUGCUGUAUGGGAUCCAGCAGGCAUUUCUAAUGUUACAGCAGACCCUUUCAAGACUCUCUUUGUAGCUCGAAUUAAUUAUGACACCUCAGAAUCCAAACUGAGAAGAGAAUUUGAAGUAUAUGGACCAGUAAAAAAGAUUGUAGUAACACAUAACACAAUUAAUGGCAAGCCUAGAGGAUAUGCUUUCAUUGAGUAUGAGCAUGAAAGAGAUAUGCACUCGUGGUGGCCGCUGCCGGCAACUAGUGCCGUUCACUAUUCCAUGCAAUCCCUGAACCUGCCUGAUAAGAUAGCUGCAUAUAAGCAUGCUGAUGGUAAGAAAAUAGACGGCCGCAGAGUAUUAGUUGACGUUGAGCGGGCAAGAACAGUGAAGGGUUGGUUGCCUCGAAGACUUGGCGGUGGCUUAGGUGGUACUCGUAGAGGUGGUCCUGACGUCAACAUCAAACAUUCAGGACGGGAAGAUAACGAAAGAGAACGGGAGCGAUAUCGUUUGGAACGUGAGAGAGAAACCUCGGGACGUGGCCUGGAUAGAGACAGAGAUCGUGACCGUUUGGAUAGGGAACGUCGCAGAUCGCGCGAUCGUAAGCGAAGGACCAGAAGUAGAUCACGUGAACGUAGACGUAGGCGAAGUCGUGAUCGAUUGCCGGAUCCUGACAUCGAAGAGAUCGAACGUCCACGUGACAGAAGGGAUCGUGAUCGAGAUCGUGAUCGGGAUCGCAAAAGACGGCGGUCGCGAAGCAACGAUCGCGAUCGCGAUAGGGAUCGUAAACGAGACAAACGAGACAGAGAUCGUGAUCGUCGGGAUAGAAAGGAUCGUGGUGAUCGUCAAGACGAGGAUACGAAAGAGAUCCGUAUUAAGGAAGAACCAUUGGACGAUUAUCCAGACUACACUAAUACAUUUGCAACGUCGGGCUCAUACUUCACCGCGGUCAAGUAUGAAGACGAUAACGAUCAGGAAGUGGAGGAGAAAUACCGAAUUCCGGAGGGUCGUCCCGACCAGCCUCCGUAUAACAAUUACGAUUCUGUACAAGAUUAUUGAUCUCGGACAGUACAUGUUUCAUCGUAUUCCCUUUUUUCUCAAUAAGCCACUGUCGCUUUAUUUUAUUGUUGUAUUAUCUUUACUGCUAGCACAAUACAAAUUAGCUCUUUUAAGAACAAACUAAAUCGAACGCUAUUCAAUUAUAUAUAAACUUUGGACAAUUAAUAUAUAUAUGAAUGUCGCAGAAGAAUUACAUAAGUUUUUGAAAAAUUCCAAUUUCCAUAGAAUUUUAAAAAUAAUUUAUAUUAAUGAUUAAUAAGAUUAAUGAUUAAUGAGCAAAGAUAUGAAUUUACAAAACAUUUAGUAAAAUUUUGACAUAAAAAGUCAUAAAAGUUGAACAUAUUGGUAUUAAUGUUAUCCUAUGUUAAAACAUGAUAAAUGAUGUACAAAUCGCUUUAUUAUCUCAAAAAAGUGAAUGACAUUGAUCAAACAUUUACUAGGAAUUCAUGAGAAUUAUAUAUAAAUGCAACCACAUUUAUGCUAAUUUAAAGUCUUUCUGCCUUUUUUCUCUUCCUAUCAUUGAUAAGAUUAUAUUUACAAUAAAAAAAUUUAACAUUUUUUUUAAUGAAUGAAAGAACAAUUAAUAAUUGUAGCAGAUCAUAUAAAACUCUAUGAUAUGAAAAGUACGAACUCAUUGAUUGAAUGUUACGUUGUUCAAUAAACCAACAUGAUUUAAAUAUCGGCCAUGUACAUGUACGUAACCGUGCGCAUGUAAAUCCAUAUAUACAAAAUUUGACUUGUGACUGCUACAUGUAUAUUUAUAUGUGGAGUAAAAUAAAAAAUGAAAUUAACUCUUGUUACACAUAUACUGUUUCUUGUUCUACACAUUAGAAAUUAAAUCCGGGUAUAUUAAUAUUUUAAUUCGAAAGAUUUGAUUUUUAAGUAUGUAUAACGUAGAGCAAAGGAUAAUGUCUGUUCACAAAAUGAAAUGUAAUCUUGAUUUUAUACAUUGCUCUACAAUUCUGCUAAUCGAUUCGCAUGAGCUUGAUUGCUUGAUAUGACAGAACGCCACGCAAGCGUCAAACGAUUUCACAAGCGAAACAAAAAUGCGGUCGAUUAGCGCGGUUUAGUAAACGAAUAAAAUAGUAAUGAAGAAA